AUGCUUGAUUUUAACUCCACUGCAUUCAUCAAUCCUAGUACCUUCAUCCUGGUGGGCAUACCCGGCCUAGAAGACUGGCAUAUUUGGAUUUCCAUCCCUUUCUGCUCAAUGUAUGUUGUUGCCCUCAUGGGAAACAUACUCAUCCUUUUUGUCAUCAAAACUGAGGCUGUUCUCCACGAACCUAUGUUCUAUUUUCUUUCCAUGCUGGCCAUCACAGACCUCAUCUUGUCAACUUCUACUCUUCCCAAGAUGUUGGGUGUAUUUUGGUUCAGUCUCCAUGAAAUAAAUUUCCAUGCCUGCCUCACACAGAUGUUUUUCAUCCAUGCUUUCUCUGGGGUGGAGUCAGGGCUGCUCGUGGCCAUGGCACUUGACCGGUAUGUGGCGAUCUGCAGUCCUCUGAGACAUUCAUCCAUUCUGACAAAUUCUGUGGUGGCUCAGAUUGGCUUAGUGGCACUUGUACGUGGGUUAGUGCUAAUGAUGCCACAUCCCUUCCUGGUAAGGAGAUGGCCAUAUUGCCUGUCCAAUGUAGUCCCUCACACAUACUGUGAACACAUGGCUGUGGUGAAAUUGGCUUGUGCUGACAUUUCCAUCAAUAGUCAUUAUAGUCUGGCAGUCAUUAUCUUAAUUGUUGGGACUGAUGUGACAUGCCUCUCUCUGUCCUAUGUGCAGAUACUCCAUACUGUAUUCAAUCUCCCUUCUAAAGAAGCCAGGUUGAAGACCCUCAGCACUUGUGGUUCCCAUAUUUGUGUCAUCCUCACCUUCUACAUCCCUGCUCUUUUCUCCUUCCUUACUCAUCGUUUCAGUAACCAUAUACCACCCCAUACUCACAUCCUGCUGGCCAACAUGUACUUGUUGGCACCCCCUAUGCUGAACCCCAUCAUCUAUGGAGUAAGGACCAAGCAGAUCCGAGAAUGUGUUCUACAACUAUUCAUGACUAAAAUUAGCUGA
Manis pentadactyla (Chinese pangolin) is the source of this 948-nucleotide messenger RNA. RefSeq names its product olfactory receptor 52E2-like. The transcript has a single exon. Lineage: Eukaryota; Metazoa; Chordata; Mammalia; Pholidota; Manidae. The coding region runs from base 1 to 948 and encodes 315 amino acids. Gene Ontology annotation, cellular component: membrane. Gene Ontology annotation, molecular function: G protein-coupled receptor activity; olfactory receptor activity. The record is from RefSeq and is a predicted model, not a curated record. Gene Ontology annotation, biological process: G protein-coupled receptor signaling pathway.